Zychaea mexicana is the source of this 4245-nucleotide messenger RNA. RefSeq lists its product as uncharacterized. NCBI's taxonomy places the organism in Eukaryota, Fungi, Mucoromycota, Mucoromycetes, Mucorales, Lichtheimiaceae. The transcript has 5 exons. Gene Ontology annotation, cellular component: nucleolus; small-subunit processome; nucleus. The record is from RefSeq and is a predicted model, not a curated record. Gene Ontology annotation, molecular function: protein binding; RNA binding. Gene Ontology annotation, biological process: rRNA processing. The annotation marks the transcript as partial.
UUCCCUCGAGGUGGUGCAAGUGUCUUGACGCCGCUUGAACAUAAAGAGAUCUCACUCAAGGCUGCCAAAGACUUAUUCACGCGUUUAAAAGCAGAUACCAGUAGUAGCAAAAAGUCGUCGUCGUCGUCGAAAAAGAGCAAAAAGCCAACAACAAAGGAAUCUACCACUCAAGCAGAUAAAUCAGCUUCACAUGCCAUUUACGAUUUGACAUUCAAGCAAUUGACGCAGGAUACGGUACUCCUUGGAUGUAUUUCACAAAUCAACGAACUGGAACUUGUCGUCUCGCUCCCCUAUCAACUGCACGGCGUUGUACCCAUCACCGAAAUUUCGGAUCCUUUGACAGCAGCUGUUGAACGUGUAGCGAAUCAACAAGAGGAUGAAGACGACGACGAAGACGACGACGAAGAACAGCGCGGCAUUCCCGACCUCAACGACAUUUUUAAAGUUGGGCAAUACGUGCCAUGUCGUGUAUCGUCAGCAAAAGAGCGCAGCGAGACGAAAAAGAAGAGCUCGAUCGAACUUACCUUGCGUCCUGAGGCUGUCAAUCGCAACGUGCCCAAGGUGGAUGUAGCUCCUGGUGUGGCCUUAUCAGCAUAUGUUCAAAGCGCUGAAGAUCAUGGCUACGUUCUUUCGUUUGGCAUCAAAGAGUUGACAGGAUUCUGCAAGACUGCAGAUGCAAAGAAAUACAUUGAAGAUUACAACAACGGAAACCCACUUGUGCCUGGUCAGAUAGUACAGUGUGUUGCUUUGGAAAAUGCAAAGAAGAAGCGUACGGUCAAGGUAACAUUGGACCAUGACAAGGUAGCAAAGGGCGUUGUGAACGAACCAUCAGCGACGGUGGAUGCUGUUGUUCCUGGUCUGUUGGUCAAGGGCACUGUACAAUCUGUCCAAGAGAAUGGACUGAGCGUCAAAUUCAUGGGCCUUUACGAUGCGUCUAUCGAUGCGGUCCACUUGCCCCUCGAUGAGACCUACAAGGUUGGCCAGAACAUUGAAUUCCGUAUCUUGUAUUGCAUCUUUGACACCGAACCCAAACGUAUUGCCGGUACGCUGUUGCCCCAUCUGAUCCGUCUCAACACACCUCAAGAUUUGACCGAAAGCGUGCGCACCUAUGGCACCCUGUUGGAACAAGUCACUAUUACCCGUGUUGUUGGCAAAAAGGGUGUCUUUGUCUCUGUCAAGGAUUUGGACAAUGUGCGUGGGUUUGUGCAUAUCAGCAACUUGGCCGACGGGCGUGUCGAAAAGUUGACCAAGAACGAUGACACCUUUGGCGUUGGAAGCACGCAUCGCGCGCGUGUAUUGAGCUACAAUUCGUUGGAUGCCGUGUUGCUGCUCACGACCAAGGAAAGCACAUUGGCUGACGAAUAUAUGCGUGUGGGUGACGUGCCCGUGGGCGAAGACGUGGAAGGAACAGUGGUGAAUGUUUGCCAUGCGGGCGUGAUUGUGCGUCUCUCGUCUACGAUUCAAGCACUCGUGCCUACGAUGCAUAUGGCCGAUGUCAAGUUGACCCAUCCAGAAAUCAAGUUCAAGAAGGACAGCAAGGUCCGUGCACGCGUACUCUCUGUCGACAUUGGCAAGCGUCGUGUGUUUCUUACACUGAAGCGAAGUCUGCUGGAAUCGCCACUUGCUGUGAUCAAGGACUGGGAGUCGCUUGAAGAAGGCCUCAUGAGCCAUGGUACCAUUACCAGCAUUCGUGACAAGGGUGCUGUUGUUCGCUUCUACAACAACAUCACUGGCUUCGUGCCUGCUAGCCACAUGACUGAGACCAAGGUCGCCAACCUCGCCUCUGUGUUCCGCAUCGGCCAGACGGUCAAGGCGACUGUGAUGAAGCUUGACAAGGAGGACAAGGUCCUGUUGCUUUCGCUUACCAAGGCCACGCAAGCCAAGCGCGAGGAAAAGAAGGCCAAAAAGGCGGCCCAAGAAGCCAAAUUUGCUGUUGGCGAGACCAUCUCUGCUGUCAUCAAGGAUGUCAAACCUCUUCAACUCAACAUUGAGCUCAGCAACGGACAACGUGAGGGUCGUGUCCAUAUCAGCGAAGCGUUCAGCUCGAUCGACGCAAUCAAGAAUCGCCGCAAGCCUUUGUCAAAGGCUUUCAAAAAGGGCCAAGAAAUCCAAGUCAAGGUCAUUGGCUCGCGCGAUGCCAAAACGCACAAGUUUUUGCCAAUUUCGCAUACGGGUCAAACCAAGAGCAUCGUCGAGUGCUCGUUGAACAAGGAUGCCAAGGUGUUGGAGCAAAAGGAUUUGAACGUGGGCGAUAAGGUGGUUGGUUUUGUCAAGUCUGUUGAAAAACGUCGCAUUGACGUGUACUUGGGCUCAAAUAUCACGGGUCAAGUCCGCAAGCAGCUCUUGUCUACCGAUCUGGACUACUGCCAAAACCAUGAAUUCGUUGUCGGUGAGGCGAUCCCUCUGGAGGUGUUGUCCAAGGAUGAAGAGCACCACGUGAUUGAAUUGAUUGCUCAGGACGACAAGGUUCCUCGUAUCCAUGGCAUCGAGUCCGUCCAAGAAGGUCUUGUUGGUAUUGGUUUGGUGCAAAAGAUCAUGCGCGCCUAUGGUCUCGUUGUCCAGCUCUGCCCUGGUGUCAAUGGUCGUGUCCACCGUAGCGAUUUGCUCGAUCAAUACACCGAGAACCCAACAGAGUCGUUCAAGGAAGGCAUGUUGGUACGCUAUGCUGUUGCCGGUGUCGACAAGGACAAGAAGCGCGUCGAAUUGUCACUGCGUCGAUGCCGUGUGGAUCCAGUGGAGUCGUCGGAACAAGACAACAACAACAAGGAAAUUAACUCUGUGGCAGAUUUGGAGGCCGGUCAGGUCCUCUCUGGCUACAUUGACAAUAUUGCCAACACCGGUGUGUUUGUCGGCUUGGGCCGCAAGGUCAAUGCACGCGUCAAGAUCGCCCAUGUCUCUGACGAGUUUGUCAAGGAAUGGAAGGGCGUUUUCAAGGUUGGUCAACUUGUCAAGUGCAAGAUUCUGCAUGUCGAUGUGGAGAACAAGCAGGUAGAAGCUACCUUGAAGAAGAGUCUUGUCGAAGGAUUGCCAGCACCCAAGAAGAAGAAGACCACCCGGGCUGAUGAUAGCGAUGAUGAAAUGGAAGAUGCUUCUUCGUCCUCCUCUGAUGAAGAAGAUGAAAGCGAGGAUGAGGAAGGUGACAAAGAAGAACAAGACUCGGACGAAGAAAUGUUGGAUGUCAAGGAUAUCGAUGAAGAUAUGCUUGAAUCGGCUCAAAAAUCAGACGAAGAAUCUGACGACGAAUCAGACGUUGACGACGAAGAACAACAAGUGGACGCACUGAAACUCAAUGGCGGCUUUGACUGGACGGGUCAAGUACCUGAUGAUACCAACCAAGAGGACGAAGAAGAAGCCUCUUCAGACGAGGAAGAAGAGACCAGCAAGAGCAAAAAGAGCAAGGCCAAGCAGCAGCAAGUCGAAGACAAGACCGCCGAGCUCUCGACCAGCGCACCACAAGGCGCGGCCGACUAUGAGCGAUUGAUUGUGGGCUCACCCAACUCUUCCUACUUGUGGAUCAACUACAUGGCACACCAGCUCCAAUUGUCCGAGAUCGACAAGGCACGCGACAUUGGCGAGCGCGCACUGACGACCAUUAACUUUCGCGAAGAGCAAGAAAAGCUCAACGUGUGGGUCGCGAUGCUCAACCUGGAGAACAGCUACGGCACGGACGAAACGUUGGAAGCCAUCUUUAAGCGCGCGUGUGUCUACUGCGAAGCCGAAAAAGUAUAUCUCCAGCUCGCCAACAUUUAUGAGCGAAGCAACAAGGUCGAAAAGGCCGAGGCGUUGUGGCAGGAGAUCACCAAGCAGUUCUCACAGAACCCCAAGGUGUGGACACAGUUUGGCCUGUUUUAUCUCAAGCAGGACAAUGUCGAGGGAGCACGCGCGUUAUUACAGCGCAGUUUGAAGGUGCUGCCCACGUUUGCACACACCGAGACGAUCAGCAAGUUUGCACAGCUCGAAUUCAAGCAUGGUGAGCCUGAGCGUGGACGGACGAUCUUUGAAGGAUUGUUGAGCAACCACCCGAAACGCAUUGAUUUGUGGAGCGUGUAUUUGGAUAUGGAAAUCAAGGCUGGCGAUCAGGAAUCUAUCCGACGUCUCUUUGAACGUGUCACUGCCAUGAAAAUCUCCUCCAAAAAGAUGAAGUUCUUCUUCAAAAAGUGGCUGCAAUAUGAAAAUGAGCAUGGCACUGAAGAGGAUGCUGAUCGAGUCAAGGAAAAGGCCUUGGAAUACGUCAAUAGUGCAUAA